AUGGGGAUGAGCACCGUGUCCCCAUCUCCUGCCUCACCCACUGAAGGAGAUGAUCUGUGUGAGACAGAUGUCACCAGCGUGGCCAUACACAGUGUGACACUGCUCAUCUGCCUCUGUGGGCUGGCUGGGAACGGGGCUGUGCUCUGGGUCCUCGGGUUCCGCAUCCAGUGGGACAGCAUGAAACCCAUUGCUGCCUACAUCCUUGACCUGGCCAUCCUAAACUUCCUCUUCCUCAUCUUCAUGGUCCCCUCCACUUUGCUCUUCCUCCUGGAACAUUUCUUCUGCUCUGUCAUCAUGCCCCCAGCAUACAUAAGUUUCCUUUUUCUCCUCUUCCGGAUGUUCCACAGCGUAGGGCUGUACCGGCUGACGGCCAUCAGCAUCGAGAGGGGCAGGUCCAUACUCUGCCCACCUGGGCUCUUCUGCCACCUUACCCAGGACCUCUCAUGGGUGGUCGUGAGCGUCAUGCUCUGGGCCCUUUCCAUCACUUCCAUCGCUGCCAUUUCUGCAGUGAAUUCUGUGUGCCAGUCACAGGAACACAAGCUCUGCUGCCGCGGGGCUCUCAUCUCCCUGUACAUCCUCAACUUCCUCGUCUUUGCUCCAUCCAUGGUCAUUUCCAGCACAAUCCUCUUCAUUCACUUCAAGGGUAGCUCCCAGCAGCAGCAAUCCAAGAGCCUUGACAUCAUUGUCUUCCUGGCUGUGCUCCUCACUCUCCCCCUCAGUCUCUGGAAUUUCCUGCAGCAGCUCGGCUACACCAUGGUGUCCCCCCAGGUUGUUCUCCUGUUUGCCUGCAUGCACAGCAGCCUCAACCCCUUCAUCUACAUCUCAGUAACAAAGUGCUGGAGGCGCUGCUCCAUGGGGUCCCUCAGGGAGUGCCUCCAGAAGGUGUUUGAGGAGCCAGAAGGGAGCACUGCCCCCAGUAAUGAUGCCACCAUGGACACAGUGAUCUGAGCCUGUUGAACCCUUAAAGUGCCUCCAUGCAGGACCAGUGACUUAGGAUCACCUUCCCACCCUUAUUCCUGCAGGAAAAGGGAGCAGAGGCAGAGAAAAGGGCCAUGUGGGAGGGAUGCUCUGCAGAGAGCACAUUGGAGCAUGGAUUUGCUUCUCCCUCACACGUCCUAGAGCACUGUUCCCCAAAUGGAUCCUUCCCAACAUGGCUGUGACCCCAGAAUUCCCCCUGGCACCUGGUUCCUGCAUCCCACUGAGGUCUGAUAUCAAUAAACAGCACCAUGAACCCUGAGCUGCCUUUGCCCCCUCUGCCAGCGCUUCCCGGCUUCCUCUGGCUGCUGCUGCCAGCCGGGAAUGUGGCUGGAGGGAGGGGACAGAGAGGUAGUUAGCCAGGAAUUCUGUGACUGUUUAGAAAUUUCAUAAUGAACUAUUGGUAAUUUGUUUGACUGUGGUUUUUUAGCUGCUUUUGAUUUUGAUCUGUGUUGGCUGAGUGUCAGUAGAAAACUAUAUUGACCCAUACUCUGUUGACCCUUACCUCUUAGAGAACUUAAUAUCUGGAGAAUAAAAUUCAAUAAAGUAUUUUAAUGGUUACGGUAUAGAAAUUAAUGGUUAUCAUAUAAGUAGAAAUGAAUUGGAUUUCAUAGAAUAAGAAUGAUAACUUUAGAGCAUUAGGAAUUCACAGGUCUAAACACAACAGAAGACUUGAUUAAUAAAUUGCAAGAGAUAAAUUGCAAUAAGAAAGCCAUUUCCUAGGCUUAUACACCUGUCUAACCAAGACAUCAAAUUUAAUAAAACAUUGUUUAGCUGGGAAAAACCUGGGUUAUGCAUUAAACUAAGACAACAUAUUCUGGUAGUAAUUAAAAGAAACAAAACAUCUAUACCUUGGUGUAAGAAUCUGGGAGCACUUUUGGGUGUAUCUAUUAAAAAUCUUGGAUAUUGUAGUGUGGAAUUGACCAGAUAAUAUUGGCUUUUGCAUUUAUGCAUUAGCCUAGCAUGUUAAUAUUGAUUAUAAUUAUUUAGAAAUCAUAUCAGUUAUGACUAUUUUUAGCUGCAUGCUAGUAUAAUAUAAUCUAUCCACUUAUGCAUGCACUGUAUUGCUCACAGAAAUAGUAGUGUAAUGAAUAUAAUAUCUAUGUAUCCUGUAAGGAAAUCAUAGUGUGAUGAAUGUAUUGUGUUACAGACCUCAGCA
This is a messenger RNA of Zonotrichia leucophrys gambelii, 2134 nucleotides long. Its product is annotated as mas-related G-protein coupled receptor member H-like. Gene Ontology annotation, cellular component: membrane. The coding region runs from base 1 to 948 and encodes 315 amino acids. Lineage: Eukaryota; Metazoa; Chordata; Aves; Passeriformes; Passerellidae. The transcript has a single exon. Gene Ontology annotation, molecular function: G protein-coupled receptor activity. The record is from RefSeq and is a predicted model, not a curated record. Gene Ontology annotation, biological process: G protein-coupled receptor signaling pathway.